AACACAAUAAUUGCUGAGUCGUCACGUGCUACACGGAUGCGGAAGUGCGAAACUGUUGUUUUGCUAAACGAGUGGCUAUCGUCGACACAUUUUUUUUCCAUUAUACUGUUUUUGUGGUCUUAAACAACACUCAUGGUCAGGAUGACACAGAAGCACUGCCUGGAGGGCCAGGUGUACUCGGUGCCUCUCAUCCAGCCCGACCUGAGGAGGGAGGAGGCUGUUCAUCAGAUAGCGGACGCACUGAUGUACUUGGAGAACAUUUCUACAGACAUCUUCAGAAGGGUGUCAGACAGUGUCGAGAAAAACCGUCACCAGCUCAAGAGCAUCACUGACCGGAUCAGACUAGCUCAGGCCCGUGUCGACAAGAUUAAAGGCAGCAAGAAAGCCACCAAGGUUUUCUCCAGUGCCAAGUACCCAGCCCCAGAUCAACUUCAGGACUACUUGUCUAUCUUCGUUGGAGCUACAGACCCCUCUUCACAAACCCGGCCCCGACACAGAAUACAGAAUAAACUGCGACCCUUUGAUGAAAAGGCUUUGCAGGAGAAGUUAAUGUAUUUCCCUGUGUGCGUGAGAAAUAAGAAGAAGACUGAGGAUGAGACAGAAGAAGGAUUGGGCAGUCUGCCGCGUAACAUCUCAUCUGUCAGCUCUCUUUUGCUCUUUAAUACCACAGAAAAUCUAUAUAAGAAAUAUGUGUUUCUUGAUCCUUUGGCGGGAGCAGUGACAAAAACGCACACAACACUAGAGACGGAAAAAGAAGAUAAACCAUUCGAUGCUCCUCUGUCCAUUACAAAGAGAGAGCAACUGGAGAGACAGAUAGCAGAGAGUUAUUUCUAUGUGCCAGACCUGGGUCAAGUGCCUGAGAUAGAUGUGCCGUCCUACCUGCCAGACCUGCCAGGUAUUGCAGACGACCUGUCUUACAGCGCAGACCUCGGACCUGGAUUUGCCCCCUCGGGACCCACACACAACAUCCCCGAGCUGCCCUGCUUCUCUGAGGAGAGCAGUGCACCAGGAACUCAGCUCCAGCUUGAUGGCACACCACCUCCGCCACCUCCCCCGCCCCCUCCUCCGGAGCCUUCCCUCCCUCCCGCAGCUCCGGCGUCAGCUCCUCCUCCGCCACCUCCACCACCCCCUCCUGCAGACAGCUCCGCAGAAGUUUCCCAAGUGCCAAGUUCAGGUCCUGUGUCGGGUGCACCCAGCGAGGUGGUCCAGCCGUCAGAUGGCCGUGCCAGCCUGCUGGAGUCUAUCCGCAACGCCGGGGGCAUCGGCAAAGCCAAGUUACGCAACGUUAAGGAACGCAAGCUGGAGAAGAAGAAACAAAAGGAGCAAGAACAAGCAGUGGGAGCGGCCGCCGGUGGUGGAGACUUUAUGUCUGAUCUCUUCAACAAACUUGCUAUGCGACGAAAAGGAAUAUCUGGUAAGGGUCCAGCUGGUGGAGAGUCAGGUGAUGCUCCGGCCGGUCCUUCUGGGGCAUUUGCGAGGAUGUCAGAUGUCAUCCCUCCACUUCCUGCCCCACAUACAGCGACAACAGACGAUGACGACUGGGAAGCGUAAUGGACAAACACCACAUUCGAUGCCCUUUGAUACAGUUAUUUAAAAUGAUUUAAUUUCCUUCUAACACAGAAAUACUAUUAAAAAAAAUGGAAAAUGCAAAUGAUCAAACAAUUUACUGAUGUUUAAUUUAAGCAGAACAUGUUAAACGAUGAUGAUGGAACGGAUCUGCAGGCUUUGCAUUACAUAACACAUUGCUUUGAAUUCUACGAAUAUUUCAAACUUCAGGAGUAAAUCAGUCACAUGUAUUUGCUAUGCCAGCGCUGUGCCUGAUAUGUGUGGUAGCUGUUCAGUAAGUAGUUUUUAACAAGCCAAACUUAAAAAUAGAUGAGAAGUCAUUUUCUUUUAUGAGAUUCAGACCGAUAACCCUGACUAGAAGUGUUAAUUGCCCCGUUAGCCUUUGUUUGCAUCGUGCCAUCAAAUUCAUCAUUCUCCAACCAUUAAAUAAAACGAGAUGUAGAGUGUACAAAAAAUGAAAUAUAUAAUAAAUAUGAAAACUGAAAAA
Molecule: messenger RNA, 2053 nt
Organism: Haplochromis burtoni (Burton's mouthbrooder)
Lineage: Eukaryota; Metazoa; Chordata; Actinopteri; Cichliformes; Cichlidae
Gene: wash1
Product: WAS protein family homolog 1
Exons: 11
Coding region: 133-1551 (472 amino acids)
Biological process (GO): endocytic recycling; Arp2/3 complex-mediated actin nucleation; exocytosis
Cellular component (GO): early endosome; WASH complex; recycling endosome
Molecular function (GO): gamma-tubulin binding; alpha-tubulin binding
Source: RefSeq, a predicted model, not a curated record